AUGGCCCCCCGUCAGCCUGCAAAGGAGCAGGGGUACCUCUCUCCUUCGUCCACCCGCCAGCCCGGCCCAGACUACAUCAACCAGGAUCUCGCAGACGCAGUCAGAGACUCUGUCCAGAUCAAAUCCGCCGCCUCAUCUCACCGAAGCGACUCCCGCCAAAACCAGGGCCUCCUUGACGACGACCUGCCCCGCAAUCACACCCACGCAGGCAUCCUGCUCAACACCAACAACAAACCAUCUUCGCGUUCUCCUGCACUUACAUCUCUCGACCCGCUCGUCCCCCGUCGCACCGCUUCGCCCGGUACCGCUGGGAACCCUGCGUACCACCACCAGCAGUACGACGCGUUCCCGCCUUCGCCCGACGACGAUCUCGACCAUAUGGCGUCUGUCAGUACUGGCCAGCCCGCCCUGCCGUCCUCUAGGAUGGCACAGCUCUCCAAUCCGUUCGCGGACGACGAAAUCGAGCCGCCUGUUGGCCGAGUCAGGCCGCCCGGGGCCAAGGAUUAUGCAUAUGAACAGGACGGGACAGUCCAACCGCGAAGGGCCAAAUUCACCAGGGCUCAUACUGGUACCGCUUCCACUGGCUCCGCCUUCCACCUGCUUGGCUCCCCCGAGUCUAACAGCAAAGUUCGCCCUCGUCGUUCCCUGUCGACAGAUUCUUAUGGCGUCGACCCCAAUGUUCAGGAGUUGACCGCGGGACAGAAGAAGAAGCUGGCAGACAAAAAGGGGAGCAGACAUGCGGACGUGAUUGAUACUUGGGACCCUACAGGAAUGGGAAGUGCAAGUGAGUCAUCCGCUGGACCAUACGACGCCGCUGCCCCGUCCCGCAACAACAAUGCCCCCAACACCAAGGCUCCCAUGCGUGCAUUCGGUAAAGAAGCCAAACCAGCUGCCCCGCCCCCUCCUCAGCGCGGCCCUUCCUCCAUCUCCCUCUCCGCCCCCGCCCCUCCCGCCAAAGACUCGCCCAAAGCCGAGCAAGCCGAGCGACGCCGACCCGGUCGAUCUAUUCCAGGCCAACGCCCUGGAGGCGGAGGCUUGACUGGGCAGUACUCGACUAGCAUGCCGACUGACGGGGGUUACUUUCCCAACGACGGGGGUGAGCCGCAGGAUGAAGCUUCGAUAUUGAGAAUGGAAAAGCAGAAGGAGAGGGAGGCCAAGCGGAUGGCUUUGAAGGCUGCUUGGGGUAUCGACACGCCUGAGCCGUUUGAAGACUAUGGCAGAUCGCCACAAGAAGGUACCAUCGACAUCACCGAAGAACUCUAUUCCCCAGAGUCUGUUUCGGCCCCUCUUCCUGGUGGCCGUCCUAUGCGCUCUCCCGGCUCGCGCUUCGGCCCCAUGUCCCCAUCUAUCCAAGGAGAAGGCGGUGUUCCUUCCCCCGGAUCAGAAACUGCCCCCUCAUCUAACCCUCGAGGUGGCGUGGUCACAGCGACCAAUGUCCCUCCUGGCGGCAUCAAGCGUACCAAGAGCUUGAUGCAGAAAAUUAAGACUAUGGUGCGUCAUAAACAGGAUUCAGAUCCUACGUCGAACUCGGCAUCUCUUGAAAGUGGCAGUUAUGGUGGAACCCCGGGAGCUGGAAUGGCGGGGAUGGGAAUGGCGGAGAGAAGUCGAAGCAUGAGCGCUGGAAUCUCUGGUGCGGGGUCGGGAGAUGUGUCUCAUGACCGUCCACCCUUCUCCCCGUCCUCAGGAUCUGCGAUGCUCAGCCCCAGCUUGACGGAUUCGCCUGUCGUGGAAGAGACCGAGUUUGAGUUGAGAAGCGGUAGCGGUAAUCAGUACGGGGGAUACCCCGGUCUUGCGACCACGGCUGCUCCCAACCAAGGUGGAGGCGAUGGAUUGGGGCUAUGGAAGGGCGAGAGGAGGGCAGGGUGGUGA
Molecule: messenger RNA, 1869 nt
Organism: Cryptococcus wingfieldii CBS 7118
Lineage: Eukaryota; Fungi; Basidiomycota; Tremellomycetes; Tremellales; Cryptococcaceae
Exons: 5
Coding region: 1-1869 (622 amino acids)
Cellular component (GO): cytoplasm
Source: RefSeq, a predicted model, not a curated record